AUGGCGACACUAGAUGAGAUGGGCAUUGACACCUCCCGUCGCAACCCAAGCCCACGCCCGCUGUCAGACAGCGAGCGGGCACGUCUGGAGGAGUUUAUUGAGGCGAUCCACUACUCUACACGCCUAACAUCUGCUAGCUACAAUGACAACGAAUACGAAUACCGCCACGUGCAGCUUCCCAAGGCUAUGCUCAAGGCCAUUCCCAAAGACUAUCAUGACCAGUCCAAGGGCACUCUGAAGCUCCUGUGGGAGGAAGAAUGGCGGGCGAUGGGUAUCACACAGAGUCUUGGGUGGGAGCACUACGAAGUACACGAGCCAGAGCCUCAUAUUCUCCUCUUCAAGCGCCCACUGAACUACCAACCUCCGCAGUGA
This is a messenger RNA of Podospora anserina S mat+, 372 nucleotides long. RefSeq lists its product as uncharacterized. The record is from RefSeq and is a predicted model, not a curated record. The coding region runs from base 1 to 372 and encodes 123 amino acids. The transcript has 3 exons. Gene Ontology annotation, cellular component: SCF ubiquitin ligase complex; cyclin-dependent protein kinase holoenzyme complex. NCBI's taxonomy places the organism in Eukaryota, Fungi, Ascomycota, Sordariomycetes, Sordariales, Podosporaceae. Gene Ontology annotation, biological process: regulation of mitotic cell cycle. Gene Ontology annotation, molecular function: histone binding; cyclin-dependent protein serine/threonine kinase activator activity; ubiquitin binding.